Ornithodoros turicata is the source of this 1485-nucleotide messenger RNA. RefSeq lists its product as uncharacterized. Lineage: Eukaryota; Metazoa; Arthropoda; Arachnida; Ixodida; Argasidae. The transcript has 2 exons. The record is from RefSeq and is a predicted model, not a curated record. The coding region runs from base 1 to 1485 and encodes 494 amino acids.
AUGGCUGCUAAAUGCGAGUUCGGCCAGUUUCUCGACGACGCGUUGCGGGACCGUUUCGUCGCGGGGCUGCGAAACCCAGCCAUCCAGUCAAGAUUGCUGAAGAAAAAGGAGCUGACGUUCGAGACGGCGUGCCAGUUCGCCAAGAGUGUGGAAUUGGCCGGGCGAGAGUUGAGGGGCUUCCGAGCAGUUGCUGGAACAGACGCCGACGUCCCUGCGAUCAAAAAGACAAGCACGAAGCCUGUUUCAGGGAGUGAAACGAGAGCAGCAAAGAACAAAUGUUAUCGGUGCGGCGAAGAACAUGACGUAAAUUCGUGUCGCUAUCGAAAGACAAGAUGUUAUCACUACAAGCGCAUGGGGCAUCUGUCUCGCGUGUGCAGACUUAGGCAGACAACGGCCGAUGCAGUUCAUAACGUGGACGACGAACAGCAUGAUAGUGUGCUGUUGUUGUACAGCGUGUAUCACAUAGGGACAACAAAACGACCGUACGAAGUGGAAGUGCGGCUUGAAGGUAUGCCUGUGAAAAUACAAGUUGAUACAGGCGCAGCUGUUUCGCUCCUGUCAGAAAGCUUGUUCAAGCUGCUAAAACAACCGCCGUUGCUUGCACAGUGCGCAUUGAAGCUCAAAACGUACGGCGGAACGCCGCUUGAAGUCAUAGGUCAGGACCAAGUCGCUGUGGAAUAUAACGGACAACGGAAUGUUCUGCAAAUCAUCGUGGUACCCGGAGACAAGCCAGCGUUGCUUGGGCGCCACUGGAUUGAGAGCCUCGGGAACGACUUUAACAGCAUUCAGAAGGUCCACACCGAGCUAGCUCCGGGCCUGAUAAAAGGCUUUCAAGCAAAGCUUGUGCUUAAGGAAGGCAGCUUGCCUUUAUUUUGCAAGGCACGACCUGUACCGUAUGCCAUUCGUGAGCCAGUUAGAGAAGAACUAACGGACCUGCUAGCUGAUGGCGUCCUUGUGACAGUCACGCUUAGGGACUGGGCGACACCAAUAGUAGCCGUACAGAAGCCAGACAACAAACUUCGACUUUGUGGAGAUUAUAAAGUGAGUGUGAACUCGUGCAUGAAGAGUGAUCAUUACCCCUUGCCCACGGUCGAGGACUUGUUCACUGUUUUGGCUGGCGGGAAGGUGUUUACCGUUCUUGAUCUCUCCGCAGCGUAUCAGCAAAUUGAGUUGCACCCGGACUCACGUCGCUUGUUGACCAUUAAUACUCACAUGAGCUUGUACCAGUAUGUCCGCAUGCCAUACGGAAUUUCGAGCGCACCUGCAUUUUCCCAAGCCAUUAUGGACGAGCUUCUGAAGGGACUACCUGAGGUGGUCUGCUACCUCGACGAUGUUCUCAUCACAGGAGCGACCUACGCCGAAUGCUCGGUCCGAGUGGAGGCAGUCCUGCAGCGACUCAUGGAGCACGGCGUAAAAGUAAGGGAAGGAAAAUGCAAGUUUUUCAUGAAGUCUGCCAAAUAUCUGGGCCACAUAAUAGAUGAAUAA